GCGGCACUACACCCCACAGCAGUUUCUUUUCUCUGUUUUGGUUUGUUUCUACCACCAGACUCCAACUGCCUGCGGAGCCCGGGCCGGGUCCCAGCCUCGGGGAUCCCGGAUUUCAGGGGGCCAGCUGCGCUCCCGGGCAGGCUUCAGGGGUCUGGAGAUUCAGCCGUCUCGCUAUGAUGCGCACAAUAGGACUAGACAAGGUGAAGUUCAUAUACAACGGAUGUGGAUAACCACAAAGAUUCUCAAAGUGGAAGUUACCCACAAGAACUGGAGGCUUUGUAGUGGUUUUCAGCAUCCUGAAAACUAGAGAUCUUUCAAAGAACAGAUUUACUGAAAUUCCUCCAGAUGUCUGGCUGUUUGCACCACUUGAGACUUUAAAUUUGUAUCACAACUGCAUCAAAUCCAUUCCUGAAACCAUCAAAAAUCUGCAGAUGUUAACAUAUCUUAAUAUUAGUCGAAAUCUUUUAGCAACAUUGCCAAAAUACCUGUUUGACCUGCCACUUAAAGUUUUGGUUGUCAGUAAUAAUAAGCUGGUAUCCCUUCCAGAAGAAAUUGGAAAGUUAAGAGACCUGAUGGAGUUGGAUAUCAGCUGCAAUGAGAUUCAGGUCCUUCCCCAGCAAAUAGGAAAACUCCAGUCACUUAGAGAAUUAAACAUUAGAAGAAAUAAUCUCCAUGUGUUGCCAGAUGAAUUGGGAGACCUUCCCUUGGUAAAGCUGGAUUUUUCUUGUAAUAAAAUUACAGAGAUCCCAGUUUGUUACAGGAAAUUACGUCAUUUACAAGUAAUAAUUUUGGAUAACAAUCCAAUGCAGAUACCACCGGCACAGAUAUGUUUAAAGGGCAAAGUUCACAUAUUUAAAUUCCUCAGUAUUCAAGAAUGCCUCAGAAUAGAUAAAAAACCAGAUUCCUUAGAUCUUCCAUCACUGGGUAAAAGAAUCCCAUCCCAGCCACUCACAGACAGUAUGGAAGACUUUUAUCCCAAUAAAAAUCAUGGUCCUGACUCUGGCAUUGGCAGUGAUAAUGGGGAUAAAAGAUUGUCUACAACUGAACCAUCUGAUGAUGACACAAUCAGCCUUCACUCUCAGGUAUCAGAAUCGACGAGGGAACAGACGUUAAGGAAUGACAAUCAUUUAAUAGGAAGUAGAUUUGACUCACAUAAAGACCAGGAGGUGUAUGAUUACAUUGACCCUAACACAGAAGAUGCAGCUAUUCCUGAACAAGGAGAUGUACAAAUGGGACCGUUUGUCUCUUAUGUUAAGGAACGAGGAAAACACCCUGAGAAAUUGCAGAAAAUAGAAGGGAAUGAUGAGUGGGGAGAUGAAAAAAGGCUUCAGAAAGAGCAGCUAUUGGCAGAGGAAGAUGAUGAAUUGAAAGAAGUGACUGACUUGAGAAAAAUAGCCGCUCAGCUACUGCAACAAGAGCAGAAAAACAGACGGAGACCAUUAACCUAUAGAACUUCAUUCAGUGAAAAACUCUUCCAGAGGACGAGGGCUGCAGGACGUGCAUCCAGGCUUCUUAAUCAUUCGACCUCAGUAAGCACAAGAAACAGGCCAAAGCAGACUGUGGAAUCUGAAAAAAGUGUCUCAACAGAUGAAACAAAUUCUCCAGUGUCUCCUUACAGAUGGCAGCCACUAGAAAACCAAAAGGAUCUGACAGAUGAGCAGCACUGGCCAGAAACACAGCCUGUUAUCUGGCAGAAUGAAGAGAGGAGGAGGAGCAAACAAGUUAGAAAGGAAUAUUUCAAGUACAAGACUUCCAGAAAGAGUUCAAGUGGAAAUGAAAAUGAUGAGCAAGACAGUGAUAAUACUAAUGUGUCCCCACAGUCUCCUGUAUCAUCUGAGGAUUAUGAAAGGACAGACAGUAACUCUCAUGGUCCGUUUGGUCUCAAACCUAGGUCAGCUUUCAGCCGUUCCUCUCGCCAGGACUCUGGAGUAGUGGACCCUGGAUUUACAAUGAGGAGGAAAAUGGAGCAUUUAAGGGAAGAAAGGGAACAAAUAAGACAUCUUCGCAAUAAUCUUGAAUCGAGGUUAAAAGUCAUUUUGCCAGAUGACAUUGGAGCAGCAUUGAUGGAUGGGGUUGUUCUUUGCCAUUUAGCCAAUCACAUAAGGCCACGUUCUGUUGCAAGUAUUCAUGUACCAUCACCAGCAGUGCCUAAACUCAGUAUGGCAAAGUGCAGAAGAAAUGUUGAAAACUUUCUUGAUGCUUGUAAAAAAUUGGGCGUGCCACAGGAAAGGCUUUGCCUGCCUCAUCACAUUUUGGAGGAAAGGGGUCUAGUGAAAGUUGGUCUUACAGUUCAGGCUCUGCUUGAACUACCUUCAUCUAAAGCAUCUCAGCUUUCCUCUGUGUAACGUGACUUUUGGAAACCAGACAACUUAUCAUGGAUCUAUUGAUUUAGAUUGCUGCCAAGCAAUUCAGCUUCCUCAAUGGGAACAUCCAAGCCAUCAGAAGUAGUUUCUGCCCAGACACUUUAGACAGAGCCUUAUUUUGGAGGGACAUGUAAAACUUUGAUUUCAAACUGACUGUUACCUGAAUAUACAGUUAUACUGAUGUUUUAAAACUUGGAUGCACAAGAGAUUUUAACAACAUCAGAUUCUCUGUCCAGGUAAUACAAGUUCCAAGUUUCCCAUUAAUGUUUCAUGAUAUAGUUUUUAAAAACUGGAUUUUUUACUACAUUGAAAAUGUUGUUUAGUUUUGUUUGUUAAAGGAUAACACACACCAAACAAAGCCCUACUAUAAAAAGUUUGUCAGUCAUCUGGAUUAAAUGUAAAGAUAAAACAAAAACCAGCUACAGUAUGAUAGUGAAAAUCUGAGUGACAGAUCAUAUUUAAUCCAUUUUUGUUUCAUAUAGCUCUAUAUUUGAGUUUUUUAUUUCUUGCACUUCUGACUGUAAUUUAUAUACUUCUAACAUCUCCAGUAUUUAGUUGGAUGUAUGGUAAUUACACAAAACGUUAUAUAGGAAAAAGGGUUUUUUUUCCAAUCUUCUAAGUUUGUGCCAAACUAUUUUUUCAGUUGUACGGUAGAUUGUUUACAUGUGAAGUGCCUGUGUAGUUGAUGACUCUUAAUAGUCUUAAACGUUUUUGCAAUUUCUUUGUCUGAAAUAGAUACAAUGGGAAUUUUAAAAUAUUUUAAUAAUUUUUCGUAAGGUCAGUAAUAUGUGAAGAUUUAAAUGAUGCUUCACAUUUUUGGUGUUAGGUGUUUUAAGUUGCACAAUUGAAUUGAUUAUGUUGUCUAAUGAUUGGAAAAAUAAUGUAAAUACAUUUUAUUUAUGCUAUUUAAUUUGAUAAUACCCAAUCACUUCUGUUUUAAUGUAUUGUUAACAAAAAUGGUCACUUUGAGUUAUUUUCCUUGUUUGAGACAAACCAUGAUGUCCAUAGUUAAAUAAGAAAUAUAUGGACUAGUGACGCAUACAUAAUAAUCAUUAAGGAUGUUUCGAUAAAGCUGCCAAAAUCUCAGGUUUAUGCUGUGACUUUCAGUAUUUUACAUCACGUUGUCCCUGAUUUUGCAUUAGUUUUUUUUACAAUAACAAAUCACCAUAAGUUAGAUUAAAAAAAAAUUCAAGCUAGGAAUCUUUAUAUUUUUCAAUGUUUACACGUUUGUUGAGAGGGACUUAUUUUGGAAAUAAUCACCUGCAUGACAUACCGCAUCAUCACUUUGCACCAAUGCUUCUCAUUUGCACCAGUAUCACCAAUUAUAAACAGUUAAGUCUGUGCUGAGAAUAUCAAACUCUCGGGGACAAAUGUAAAAAAAAAAAAAUAAAUAAACUAAAUCCCCGCAACAGAAGCUUUGUCGAACUUCUGGGUUUAAGUACUUGUUCGAUUCUACAACUUUUCUGGCUGAUAUUUUUCCCACAGUGUUCUGAGAACUUUCAGAAUGAUGGGCAGUUGACAUCCUUUCUGUCUCUUUCCCUACCUCCCAAACAAAAAAGUUUACCUUCUUAGUAAAUAUGUGACUUACCCAGAACCCAACAUUUCUGAUUAUGUCUCAGAUGUAUUUUUAGACUGUUACUUUAGACCAAGGGUAAAACCUUGUGUGCCAGAUGAUGUAAAAAAAUUAAGUUGUACUCUGUUGCCAAUUGACCUAAAGCUGUUUCAUUUCAUUUGGCGAAGGAAUGGGGAAGAAAAUAUUGUUUUAUUUCUUCCUUACUCUCUUUAAUUGAAGCAUUAAAGCCAGUUGAGAAGAAAAUUAUAAUCCUGAUGGCUAAAAGAUUUAGAAGAUAAAAUAAUUUUAAUGUUCUUUAACUAAAAUCCAUUGAAAUAAAAGUAAUUCAUGGGCUCUUGUUAACAUACUCUGUUUAUAGAGUGCAUUCUCAAAUACAGCUCAUUUAAAAAAAAAAAGCCAUGCCCUCCUUUACAAAAUCAUACACAUAAAAAUAUCAUUUAAACAGGUACUCAUGCAGAAACUGUAAUUGGCUCAAUAUAAUCGGCCAUUAAAAUAAGUAGUUUCAUUUAUCUUCCUCUGAAUUAUCCUUUUUUAUUGUUUAUCUUAAUUCAUAUUCAUAAGAGAGGUCCAUUCUAAAAAAGAAUGGGUAAAUGUAUUCUCAUUUCACAUAAAUGCAAUAUCAGGGGAAAAGAAUAAAUUUAGUUGAGAUUACAAUGAACAAGCACAUUUAGUUCAGUAAGCAGAUUUUUGGUUGCUACUUUUGCUGUAUUUUAAUAGCUGAAGAACUACC
Molecule: messenger RNA, 4666 nt
Organism: Trachemys scripta elegans
Lineage: Eukaryota; Metazoa; Chordata; Testudines; Emydidae
Gene: LRCH2
Product: leucine rich repeats and calponin homology domain containing 2
Exons: 24
Coding region: 432-2345 (637 amino acids)
Molecular function (GO): protein binding
Source: RefSeq, a predicted model, not a curated record